AUGGCGGCGUGUAGAAUUGAGGGACGUAGGGCACACUGCUUACUUUGCGCGACUAGUAAGACGACGAAGCUCUCGACCGGUGCCGCCGUGAAAGAAGCCUCUCGAAUCGCUGGCCUACACCCCAAAGCAGGCGGCGAUGACCCCGACAUAUCUGGUGAACUCUGCUCGGGCGACAUGCUCCUCGACGCCCUCGUAGCCUGCUCAGGCGUAACGCUCAAAGCUGUCGCGACGGCACUCGGUAUACCCAUCGUCUCCGGCACUGUGACGGCUCCGGUGGGCAUGACGGGUAUACGGUUAGAGUUUCAGGUCAAGUUUGGAAAAAGGGAAGAUGGCAGAGAGGUUACCGAGGACGAGGUUGAGAAGCUGGGGAAGCUCACGGAGAGGUAUUGUGUGGUGCUGCAGACGCUGGUGCAUAAACCACGGAUUGAGGUGAGGUUGGCAGGAAGUGGAGGGACCAAGGAGGAGGAUGGGAUCACAAAGGAGAUCAUGCAUGGGAGUAUUUUGUAAUGGCUGACAUAGUGGUAAGCGCUACUAGCUUUAACCAUAUGAUUUUGCUGCGAUUCUGGUCCACAAUGCAUAGUACUUGUCCAGGGGAUUCCCAGCCUUCUUAUUGAGGCUGUGUUGUCUUGUGUAAUGAACAGGAAGACUCGGU
Molecule: messenger RNA, 652 nt
Organism: Cucurbitaria berberidis CBS 394.84
Lineage: Eukaryota; Fungi; Ascomycota; Dothideomycetes; Pleosporales; Cucurbitariaceae
Exons: 3
Coding region: 1-507 (168 amino acids)
Source: RefSeq, a predicted model, not a curated record